AUGACUUUUGUCUUCUGCCUGUUCACUGCCAGCCCUAGUCUGCCGCUUUCUACCUCUAGUCUAUCUAGUAUCAUCCGCAUGUCCUCGAUGGUUGUGGUGAGAUGUCCUGGUUGUCCUGGAUGUCCUGGGCCUCGUGAAUGUCCUGGAUGUCCUGAUUGUCCUGGGCCUCCUGGAUGUCCUGGGCCUCCUGGAUGUCCUGGACGUCCUGGUUGUCCUGGACGUCCUGGUUGUCCUGGAUGUCCUGGGCCUCCUGGAUGUCCUGGGCCUCCUGGAUGUCCUGGUUGUCCUGGUUGUCCUGGACGUCCUGGUUGUCCUGGACGUCCUGGUUGUCCUGGACGUCCUGGUUGUCCUGGACGGCCUGGUUGUCCUGGAUGUCCUGGGCCUCCUGGAUAUCCUGGGCCUCCUGGAUGUCCUGGUUGUCCUGGUUGUCCUGGAUGUCCUGGAUGUCCUGGGCCUCCUGGAUGUCCUGGUUGUCCUGGAUGUCCUGGGCCUCCUGGAUGUCCUGGUUGUCCUGGAUGUCCUGGGCCUCCUGGAUGUCCUGGGCCUCCUGGAUGUCCUGGUUGUCCUGGGCCUCCUGGAUGUCCUGGUUGUCCUGGACGUCCUGGUUGUCCUGGAUGUCCUGGGCCUCCUGGAUGUCCUGGAUGUCCUGGGCCUCCUGGAUGUCCUGGUUGUCCUGGUUGUCCUGGACGUCCUGGUUGUCCUGGAUGUCCUGGGCCUCCUGGAUGUCCUGGAUGUCCUGGGCCUCCUGGAUGUCCUGGAUGUCCUGGGCCUCCUGGAUGUCCUGGAUGCCCUGGGCCUCCUGGAUGUCCUGGUUGUCCUGGUUGUCCUGGAUGUCCUGGGCCUCCUGGAUGUCCUGGGCCUCCUGGAUGUCCUGGGCCUCCUGGAUGUCCUGGGCCUCCUGGAUGUCCUGAAAAGAUUAACAAAAUUAGUUGUUGCCAUUCGACACAGCAUUAG
Molecule: messenger RNA, 954 nt
Organism: Cydia splendana
Lineage: Eukaryota; Metazoa; Arthropoda; Insecta; Lepidoptera; Tortricidae
Product: cuticle collagen 2C-like
Exons: 2
Coding region: 1-954 (317 amino acids)
Biological process (GO): extracellular matrix organization
Molecular function (GO): extracellular matrix structural constituent conferring tensile strength
Source: RefSeq, a predicted model, not a curated record